Molecule: messenger RNA, 1803 nt
Organism: Cynoglossus semilaevis (tongue sole)
Lineage: Eukaryota; Metazoa; Chordata; Actinopteri; Pleuronectiformes; Cynoglossidae
Gene: tada3l
Product: transcriptional adaptor 3 (NGG1 homolog, yeast)-like
Exons: 9
Coding region: 207-1502 (431 amino acids)
Biological process (GO): regulation of transcription by RNA polymerase II
Cellular component (GO): SAGA complex
Molecular function (GO): transcription coactivator activity
Source: RefSeq, a predicted model, not a curated record
AUGUAGAAGUCUUAAGUGCGUUGGUUUUGGUGGGAAGUGGCUUUUCUAGUUCUCUAACAUUGAGAUAUGACAUUUGUAUUUGUAAUUACAAUCUUCUAAGGGGGUUUAACAUUGUUUGAGCAACCUCACCCCCGCAUACCAAGUGGUUUCUUCCAACAUGGACGCCGUAUAACGACGGUAGUGCCGGGUCCAAACCAGACAUCAUCAUGAGUGAGCUGAAGGAUUGUCCACCUCUCAAAUACUAUGACUUCAAGCCUGUAGAGCACGUCAAGGUAUGUCCACGCUACACAGCCGUACUUGGUCGCUCAGAGGACGAUGGCAUCGGCAUUGAGGAGCUGGACACCUUGCAGCUGGAGCUGGAGACGCUUCUGUCCUCAGCUAACCGUCGCCUCCGGGCUCUAGAGGAGCAGAGACAGAUUCUAACAGACUGGCAAGACAAGAAAGGCGAUAAGCGUUUCUUUAAGCUGGGGAAAGAUCCAGACCCUGCUGCCACAUCCCGCCACAAACAAAAGAAACAGAAGGUGGAUGGCAAGGGCAGUCACGGACCAGGUCCUGGCCCAGGCCGACCCAAGUCCAAAAACCUGCAGCCUAAAGUCCAAGAAUACGAGUUUACAGAUGACCCACAAGACAUUCCCCGCACUCCUAAAAAUGAUGCUCCUAACAGGUUCUGGGCCUCAGUGGAGCCAUAUUGUGCUGAUAUUACAAACGAGGAAAUACGUUUGCUUGAAGAGCUUCUUAAACCUCCCGAAGAUGAAGGGGAAUAUUUCAAAGUUCCAUUGCUGGGCAAACACUACUCCCAGAGAUGGGCUCAAGAGGAUUUGUUAGAAGAACAGCGGGAAGGAGCACGAGCCAAUGACAAGAAGAAAGGCCUCAUGGGAGGACCACUGUCAGAGCUGGACGCAAAAGAUGUGGACUCUCUGCUGAAAAAGUCAGAGGCUCAGAAUGAAUCCCCAGAAGACAGCUGUCCCUUUGGACCUCUCACCCAGCGUCUUCUCCAGGCUCUUGUCGAGGAGAACAUUAUCUCUCCCAUGGAGGACUCUCCUAUACCUGACAUUGCAGGCCGAGAUAAUAACGAUGGAGCUGGAACAUCUCCACGAAGCCAAGGGAAGGCUUUCAGUGUCCCUCACACACGGUCCCUUGAGGCACGUAUUAAAGAAGAGCUGGUAGCUCAGGGUCUGCUGGAUUCUGAGGAGAGACCUGGACCAGGCGGAGACUCGGAGGAUGAGGUCCUGGCAGAAUUACAGAAGAGACAAGCAGAGCUCAAAGCUCUUAGUGCUCACAACAGAGGCCGCAAGCAGGAGCUGCUCCGGUUGGCCAAGGAGGAGAUGCGUAAGCAGGAGCUGAGGCAGAGAGUGCGGGUCUCUGACAAUGAAGUGAUGGAAGGAUUUCGGCGACUCAUGGCAGCCAGGCAGAAGAAACGCACUCCAACCAAGAAGGAGAAAGACCAGGCAUGGAAAUCACUGAAGGAGAGAGAGAGCAUCCUGAAGCUGCUGGAUGGAUAGUAAAAUGACAGUUUUGUCUUUUUUUAUUAUUAUUAAUAUUACAUUUUCCAUACAGGACAGUCUGGGGUUUACAAACAUCUAUAGCUGUACUCAAUGAUUAUACAGUUAACUGGAGUGUUACAUGAUUUGACCAGGAUCAUCUGCAGUGUUUUUAUCUCAUUUACAACACAAAGAUUUAUGUUUUUUUCAUUUUUGAUUUCCUUUUUUUUGUUUUUUUUGUUUUAGGUUGCUUUUUUAUUUUUGUUACGGUGGUGAUAUUGUAAAAAAAUUCAGAUGUUGUAAUAAAUCAGUACAAAUUGUU